GUGCUUCUCCUCCUCCUCCUCUUCUUGUUCAUCCUCCAACAUUUCAAAGCUAAAAACAAAGCUACCAGGACAGACAGACAUCCAGAGGCAGUUGAACCAAUGGAUAGACAGGCCUCUGAAGACCCAAAGGAGGUCACCUAUUCCCAGGUAACCUGCCGCGUCCCCACCCAGGGGACAGCUGGAACACCCUCCUUCUUACCCAGGCAGACCCAGAUCAGCGAGUAUGCAACUCUUGCCCUAAGAUAAGCCAUAAAUUUGUACAGAACUUAGAGCUGCCUAUUGGAAGGUCCUUCCUUUGGAAUCACUGCUUCUAAAUCUAAGACCAUCAGCCAGGCUGAGGAGACCCACAUUACUCAGAAGGUCCUGCUGCCCCCUGAAUCUGGAGACCUCACGAUUAUUACCCAGUCUGUUGCAAAAUCUCUACUGUAAUUGCCCAACAAUUCCCAAGACCCUCGAAAGUUACUGGGAAAGUAACACGCUCAGAUCCACGUAGGACAAGAUGGUACCUUCUGCACAGCUGGAUUUCCACCUGCAGCCGCUUCUGGAACAGCUCAACCAGGAUGAGUUGAGCAAGUUCAAGUCUCUGUUGAGGACCCUUUCCCCAAAAGAUGAGUUACAGCGUAUCCCCCACACAGAGGUAGAAGAGGCAGACGGGAAGCAACUGGCAGAAAUUCUUACCAACCAUUGCACCAGCUAUUGGGUUGAGAUGGUGACCAUCCAGAUCUUUGAUAAAAUGAACCGAACAGACCUGUCUAAGAGAGCAAAGGAUGAACUCAGGGAAGCAGCGUUGAAACCUCUUCAGGAAAAGAAGCCUCCAUCAUUAGAGCUCACACAAGUACAGGGAGAAGAUAUCACAAAUCCAGGAGAAACAAAAGAAGGUUUGGAAGGAGAAAAACCAGGUAAGCAGGAUAAAUACAGAAGUAUAUUAAAGAAGACGUUUUCGCAAAUCUGGAAAAAGAACUUUUUGCCUGGAGCCAAUGAUGACAUCCAUAUUGUCACCCAGAGAUAUGAGAGGCUGAUCCCACUCUAUAACCCUAAAAUGCUUGCAGGGCCAUUUCCGCACACGGUGGUGCUACACGGUCCUGCGGGUGUUGGGAAAACCACACUAGCAAAGAAGGUGAUGCUGGACUGGACACAGGACAACCUCCCAGAGACCCUCGAUUCGGCCUUCUAUCUCAGCUGCAAGGAACUCAACCACAAGGGGGCGUGCACUUUUGCAGAGCUCAUGUCUAAGAACUGGCCAGAUUUGCAGGAAGCUGGCCCAGAGAUCCUAGCCCAGGCACAGAAAAUCCUGAUCAUCAUCGAUGGUUUCGAUGAGCUGAGAGUCCCCUCAGGGUCACUCAUCCAUGACAUUUGUGGUGACUGGAAGAAGCGCAAGCCGGUGCCCGUCCUCCUGGGGAGUUUGCUGAAGAGAAAAAUGUUACCCAAGGCCACUUUGCUGAUCACCACUCGACCGGGGCCCCUGAGAGAGCUCCGGCUCCUGCUGGAACAGCCGCUCCUCAUGGAAAUCGAGGGGCUCCUAGAGCCGGACAGGAGGGAGUAUUUCUUGAAACACUUUCAAGAGGAGGAUCAGGCACUGCGAGCUUUCGACUUGAUGAAGAGCAAUCCAGCUUUGUUCCACAUGGGCUCGGCUCCUGCCGUGUGCUGGGUCGUGUGCACUUGUCUGAAACUGCAGAUGGCGAAGGGAGAAGACCCGGCCCCCACGUGCCAAACCACCACAUCGCUGUUCCUGCGUUUCCUGUGCAGCCAGUUCACACCGGCCCCUGGCAGCUGCCCCAGCCAGCACCUCGUGGCUCCAAUGAAGGCUCUGUGUGCCCUGGCUGCUGAGGGCGUAUGGACGCAGACAUCUGUGUUCGAUGGAGAAGACCUCGGGAGACUUGGGGUGGAGGAGUCUGACCUCCGUCCUUUCCUGGACAAGAACGUCCUCCAGAAGGACAGAGACUGUGGGGGCUGCUACUCCUUCAUCCACCUCAGUGUCCAGCAGUUGUUAGCUGCCAUGUUCUAUCUUCUGGAGCGUGAGGAGGAGGAAGACGGAGAGAGCCACAGGGACGAUAUUGGGGACAUACAGAAGUUGCUCUCCAAGGAAGAAAGGCUGAAGAACCCCAACCUGACCCACGUCGUGUACUUCUUAUUCGGCCUCUCGAACGAGAAGAGGGCCAGGGAGCUGGAGAUCACUUUUGGCUGCCGAGUGUCAAUGGGCAUCAAGCAGGAAUUACUGAAAUCCAAGUCCAGUGGGAAUAAACCCUUCUCCUCGAUGAUGGACAUGAAGGAGGUGGUGUACUGUCUUUACGAAUCUCAGGACGAGCAGCUCAUAAAGGAAGCGAUGGUCCACGUGAAGGAAAUGUCUCUGCAUUUGAAAAAUAAAAUGGACAUCAUGUACUCAUCCUUCUGCCUCAAGCAUUGUCAAAACUUGCAGAAAAUCUCGCUGCAGGUAGAAAAGGGGAUAUUCCUGGAGAAUGACACUGCGUCAGAAUCUGACACAUGGGUCCAGAGGUCCCAGAAUGAUCAACACGUGCUCCCUUUCUGGAUGGACCUUUGUUCCAUGUUUGGCUCAAACAAGAAUCUGAUAUUUCUGAACAUCAGUCAGAGCUUCCUCAGUACCUCAUCAGUGAGGAUUCUUUGUGAAAACAUAGCCCAUGCUACCUGUAAUCUCCAGAAAGUGGUCCUCAAAAAUAUUUCCCCAGCUGAUGCUUAUCGGAAUCUCUGCAUCAUUUUUGGUGGUCACAAGACUCUAACGCAUCUGACCCUUCAAGGAAACGACCAGAAUGACAUGCUUCCCCCGUUGUGUGAGGUCUUGAGGCACCCAAAGUGUCAUCUGCAAUAUCUCAGGUUGGUAUCGUGUUCUGCCAGCGCCCAGCAAUGGGCUGAUCUCUCCUCCUCUCUUGAAAACAACCAGUCCCUCACGUGUUUGAACCUCACAGCAAAUGAGCUCCUCGAUGAGGGCGCCCACUUGCUGUACAUGACUCUGAGACACCCAAAGUGCUACCUGCAGAGAUUGUCAAUGGAAAACUGUCACCUUACAGAAGCCUAUUGCAAGGAGCUCUCUUCUGCUUUGAUUGUCAACCAGAGGCUGACACACCUGUGCUUGGCAAAGAAUGCACUCGGGAAUCACGGGGUGAAACUUCUGUGUGAAGGCUUGAGUUACCCCGAAUGUCAGCUACAGACUCUGGUGCUAUACUACUGCAACAUAACCAGUGAUGGCUGUAUUAAUCUCUCAAUGCUCCUACAACAAAAUUCAAGCCUUACACACUUGGACCUGGGGCUGAAUCAUGUCGGAAUCACUGGACUGAAGUUUCUGUGUGACGCCUUGAAGAAACCACUGUGUAAUCUCAGGUGUCUAUGGUUAUGGGGAUGUGCCAUCACCCCUUUCAGUUGUGUGGAUCUCUCAUCUGCCCUUAGCAACAACCAAAACCUGGUCACUCUGGACCUGGGCCAGAAUUCCUUGGGAUAUACUGGAGUAAAGAUGCUGUGUGAUGCCCUAAAACUUCAAAAUUGCCCUCUCCAGACACUCAGGUUGAAGAUAGAUACAUCUGAUGCUCGAAUCCAGAAGCUGCUGAAAGAAAUCAAAGAAAGCAACCCACAUCUGACAAUUGAGAGAGAUAAUCAAGAUCUAAAAAAUAACAGACCUUCUUCUCGUGACUUUAUUUUCUGAAUUCUCUGGA
This is a messenger RNA of Rhinolophus ferrumequinum (greater horseshoe bat), 3662 nucleotides long. It is a transcript of the gene NLRP2, whose product is annotated as NLR family pyrin domain containing 2. Gene Ontology annotation, biological process: regulation of inflammatory response. Gene Ontology annotation, molecular function: protein binding; ATP hydrolysis activity. NCBI's taxonomy places the organism in Eukaryota, Metazoa, Chordata, Mammalia, Chiroptera, Rhinolophidae. The record is from RefSeq and is a predicted model, not a curated record. The transcript is spliced from 14 exons. Gene Ontology annotation, cellular component: cytoplasm. Bases 500 to 3652 code for a protein of 1050 amino acids.